AUGAAGAGGCACCUUUUUUCUUCGCUUUCGGCUUUGCUUUUUGCGGGCGCUGUCGUCUCCAGCAGCCAUUCCGUCUCUUACGAGGGAUAUCAGGUCCUUCGGUGGAACCACGAUGUCGACAGCCACAUCGACAUAGUCGUUGCUCCAGACCAAAUACUGAAAUUAGAAUCGCUAAAGCUCGACUACCGAACCUUGCAUAAGAAUCUGGGAGAAUCGAUCACUGCCGAGUCCAAGGUGAAGGAUAGCUACAGACGCGACGUUGACGACCUCUCUUGGUACGACUCAUAUCAUUCAUAUGCGGAUCAUGUUCAGUACUUAAGCGACCUUCAUGAGGCUUUCCUCGACAACUCGGAACUAAUUUCCUCUGGUCGUUCCCAUGAGAAUCGUUCCAUCCACGGAAUUCACCUUUACGGUGACGACGGGCCAGGAAAGCCGGCGGUGUUGUAUCAUGGCACGGUACACGCUAGAGAAUGGAUUACGGCCCCGGUUGUCGAAUAUCUCACUCUGCAGCUGAUCACGGCUCACAAGACCAACGCCACGAAAUCUAUACUCAACCAAUACGACUUCCACAUUUUCCCUAUUGUAAAUCCAGAUGAUAUAAACAGAAAUUGGGAAUACGGGUGGGACGUGAACUCUUUGGGAGCAUCGACCAAUGCCUGCGCGCAAACAUAUAGGGGCCAGAAGCCCUCAGACACCAUCGAAAACCAAGGCCUCGACUCGUAUGUACGCAAGCUCCGCGAUAGCGUCGGUAUCAAGCUGUACAUCGAUUGGCACAGCUACGGUCAAUACAUCCUGUCACCUUUUGGGUCCAAAGAGGAGUGGUACGCACCAGAGCUUGGGAAGUGGACCAAGACGGCCUCGCUUCUGAGCGAGACAAUCCGUGACAGUUCAGACAGACGCACAACGUUCACCUUUGGUCCUAGUGGCGCGACUCUUUAUACCACCACCGGCGCUGCUCCAGACCACGUCUACGCUAUCGGAGGUGCGGGUUUCUCCUACACCAUUGAGCUUCCUGACACCGGCGAUUCUGGCUUUGUCUUGCCGCCCGAACUUAUCAGGGGCGCCGCCGAGGAGCAGUGGGCCGGCCAACAGGUUCUAUACACUCUUCUAGACGAGGUGUUCUUUGAUGGCAGGGGUCCAGCGUAG
Messenger RNA from Diaporthe amygdali, 1146 nucleotides. RefSeq lists its product as uncharacterized. The record is from RefSeq and is a predicted model, not a curated record. The coding region runs from base 1 to 1146 and encodes 381 amino acids. Gene Ontology annotation, molecular function: metallocarboxypeptidase activity; zinc ion binding. Gene Ontology annotation, biological process: proteolysis. The transcript is spliced from 5 exons. Lineage: Eukaryota; Fungi; Ascomycota; Sordariomycetes; Diaporthales; Diaporthaceae.